GACUCCGUUUCCCGAACUUUCCGUCACGGCGGGACAACCGUCAAAGUAAAUGUCCGCUUUCUGAUUUAUUUCCAUUUCCCUCCGAGGGAAGUUGGGGCGUUUGUGAAGCGUCUCCUGCGGCCGGAGUCUGAUGUGUCGCUGAGAGAUUAAAAACGAGAAGGAAUUUGUCUCCAGGAAUCUCAGACACGACACGCCAGUUUUGCCGUCUCUGUCUAGAUAUUUAAGAAAAGGAGCAAGGGAUUCAAUCGGCCAUCCUUCCUGCCCACACAGUGGGGAGGGAUUCACUCGUUCAUUUGACCAAUUGGCACGCCCAUUAUUUUACACAGGGGAGAGGCCGAUCACGUGCUCGGACAGUGGGAAUGGAUUUACUCGGUCAUCUCAACUGAAGGUACAUCAGCAAGUUCACACCGGGACAAGGCCAUUCAUCUAUUCUGUGUGUGAGAAAGGAUUCAGUCGGUCUUCCCACCUGUGGACUCACCAGUCAGUUCACACUGGGCAGAGGCUGGUCAUCUGCUGAAUUUGUGGGAAAGGAUUCACUCAGUCAUCUGACACAAUGGCUCACCAGUGUAUUUACACCGGGGAGCGGCCGUUCACCUGCUCAGACUGUGGGAAGGAAUUUACUGAGUCAUCCAACCUAAUGGCACAUCAGCGAGUUCACACUGGGGAGAAGCCAUUCACGUGCUCAGUCUGUGGGAAGAGAUUCACUUGGUUAUCCACACUACAGAGUCAUCAGCGAGUUCACACUGGGCAGAAGCCAUUCACCUGCUCAGUCUGUGGGAGGAGAUUCACUGAUUCAUCCAACCUACAGAGACAUCAGCGAGUUCACACUGGGGAGAAGCCGUUCACCUGCUCAGUCUGUGGGAAAAGAUUCACUGAUUCAUCCACCGUACAGAGUCAUCAGCGAGUUCACACUGGGGAGAAGCCGUUCACCUGUUCAGAAUGUGGGCAGGGAUUCACUCAGUCAUCCAAACUACAGAUUCAUCAGCGAGUUCACACUGGGGAGAAGCCAUUCACCUGCUCAGAAUGUGGGAAGGGAUUCACUCAGUUAUCCACCCUGCAGAGACAUCAACGAGUUCACACUGGGGAGAAGCCGUUCACCUGCUCAGUCUGUGGGAAGAGAUUCACUGAUUCAUCCAACCUACAGAGACACCAGUUAGUUCACACAGGGGAGAAGCCGUUCACCUGCUCAGUCUGUGGGAAGAGAUUCACUGAUUCAUCCACCCUACAGAGUCAUCAGCGAGUUCACACUGGGGAGAAGCCAUUCACCUGCUCAGAAUGUGGGAAAGUAUUCACUCGGUCAUCCCAACUACUGGCACACCAGUCAGUUCACACUGGGGAGUGGCCGUUUACCUGCUCAGAAUGUGGGAAAGGAUUCACUCAAUCGUCCACCCUACUGACACAUCUGCGAGUUCACACUGGGGAGAAACCGUUCACCUGCUCAGUCUGUGGGAAGAGAUUCAGUCAGUCAUCCAACCUACAGAGACAUCAGCGAGUUCACACUGGGGAGAAGCCAUUCACCAGCUCAGAAUGUGGGAAAGGAUUCACUCAGUCAUCCCACCUACUGGCACACCAGUCAGUUCACAAUGGGGAGUGACCAUUGUUAUGAAUCCCUAGAUCUCUUUUGCUGUGGACUGUCAUUUUAAGAGAGAGAGAGAGAGAGAGAUUAAGAAUGGAAAUCAGUCUGACUUGCAGCUUGUUUACAUCGCUCACAGCUUGUUUAGUUUUAACCGAGGACACAGAUACUCAGAGUCAGACGGAGAUGAAGGAGGA
Molecule: messenger RNA, 1770 nt
Organism: Mobula hypostoma (lesser devil ray)
Lineage: Eukaryota; Metazoa; Chordata; Chondrichthyes; Myliobatiformes; Myliobatidae
Product: oocyte zinc finger protein XlCOF6-like
Biological process (GO): regulation of transcription by RNA polymerase II
Cellular component (GO): nucleus
Molecular function (GO): DNA-binding transcription factor activity, RNA polymerase II-specific
Source: RefSeq, a predicted model, not a curated record